AGACAGAACACCGGUCCCAUUCCGGCGACGCAUUUUAACAGGGCGUUAUAGCGUUAUUUCUGCAGGACGUUGUCUUCUUUUCUUUCUCUUCCUUGAUGGGAUAAAUGUCGUCUUUUGAACUCGUCUUCUUUUUUGGGCUUUUACAUUGUCAUUAUAUCGAGCAAGGAGUGGGCAGGGAAUCUGGAGUUUGGCUAUUCAUCAUUUGCGUCUCGUCAUGCAUUGUUUUCUUGGAUUUUUUCGACUCGAUAUUAUGUUUUGGUCAGUGCAUCAGUACGUUUAUCUCGUUUUCGUUCCUUCGUAUAGAAGGUUUGGUUUGGUUUGUUGUUCUUGUUGCUAUUAUGCCAUGGUUAAGAAUGCUUUGUCUCUUCCAGGACAGGUUUUAUCUUUCCAUCCGCAGGUUCUAUUUUGAUUCUUCUUCAUGUAUGUAAUGUAGCCAGAGAGACGUUAUAUAAUUGGGGCUUUCGAAUGUUGAGAGUGAGAACAAAUAUAUCUGCACUG
This is a messenger RNA of Aspergillus glaucus CBS 516.65, 498 nucleotides long. RefSeq lists its product as uncharacterized. The transcript has a single exon. Lineage: Eukaryota; Fungi; Ascomycota; Eurotiomycetes; Eurotiales; Aspergillaceae. The record is from RefSeq and is a predicted model, not a curated record. Bases 105 to 428 code for a protein of 107 amino acids.